ACGGCGGGGCGGCCCGGGGGCGGGGGCCGCGGGCGGCCCGGGGCUGGGGAGGCCGCCGCCUCCCUGGGCCUGCCGGGGCGGCCGCCUCCGCGAUGCCGCUGCUAGUCGAGGGGCGGCGAGUGCGGCUGCCGCAGUCCGCGGGGGACCUCGUGCGCGCCCACCCGCUUCUGGAGGAAAGAGCCAGACUUCUCAGAGGUCAGUCUGUUCAGCAAGUGGGACCCCAGGGCCUUCUGUAUGUUCAGCAAAGAGAGCUUGCAGCGGCCUCCCCGCAGGAUGGCUCCAUCUCCAUCCUGGGUUCUGAUGAUGCCACCACCUGUCACAUUGUGGUCCUGAGGCACACAGGUAACGGGGCCACCUGCCUGACCCACUGUGACGGAAGUGACACCAAAGCGGAGGUCCCCCUGAUCAUGAGCUCCAUCAAAUCCUUCUCCGACCACGCUCCGUGUGGAAGGCUGGAAGUGCACCUCGUGGGAGGCUUCAGUGAUGACAGGCAGUUGUCACAAAAACUUACUCAUCAACUUCUUAGUGAGUUUGACAGACAAGAAGAUGACAUUCACUUAGUGACGUUGUGUGUGACAGAACUAAAUGACCGGGAAGAAAAUGAAAAGCACUUUCCAAUCAUCUAUGGCAUCGUCCAUGCGGAGGACCUCUUUAUCCCCACAGCGGUCAACAUUAAAACUGCAGAGAUUUACAGAGCCUCCUUCCCAGACCGAGGCCCGGAGGAGGAGCUGCGUGCCGCCCGAGCUCUGACAGGAGGCCCAAUGAUUAGUAUUUACGACGCAAAGACAGAACAACUUCGUAUAGGACCGUACUCCUGGAUGCCAUUUCCACAUGUGGAUUUCUGGCUGCAGCAAGAUGAUAAGCAAAUACUAGAGAACCUCUCCACUUCACCUCUGGCUGAGCCACCCCACUUUGUCGAACAUAUUAGAUCUACCUUGAUGUUCUUAAAAAAACACCCAUCUCCAUCCAACACACUGUUCCCCGGAAACAAGGCUCUCCUCUACAAAAAAAAUGAAGAUGGUUUAUGGGAAAAGAUCCCUUCUCCAGGAAGCUAAACACGGGCAUCACCAAAGAGCAACUUUUGGCCUGAGAGACACCACCAUGGGGACCGUGGGGCCUGGAAAGAAUACGAACCAGAAUCCGCAUCCGCUGAAUCUUAGGUCUCCUUCCUUACUGUCCUUCAAAUGACUUUAAAAAUAAAAUCUUAUUUUCGCGAA
Messenger RNA from Felis catus (domestic cat), 1217 nucleotides. It is a transcript of the gene NTAN1, whose product is annotated as N-terminal asparagine amidase. Gene Ontology annotation, biological process: ubiquitin-dependent protein catabolic process. NCBI's taxonomy places the organism in Eukaryota, Metazoa, Chordata, Mammalia, Carnivora, Felidae. The record is from RefSeq and is a predicted model, not a curated record. Gene Ontology annotation, cellular component: nucleus. The coding region runs from base 93 to 1055 and encodes 320 amino acids. The transcript has 10 exons. Gene Ontology annotation, molecular function: protein-N-terminal asparagine amidohydrolase activity.